This is a messenger RNA of Drosophila serrata, 369 nucleotides long. RefSeq lists its product as uncharacterized. The record is from RefSeq and is a predicted model, not a curated record. NCBI's taxonomy places the organism in Eukaryota, Metazoa, Arthropoda, Insecta, Diptera, Drosophilidae.
CCCAGAAGCCCCUGGCCCAAACAUCACUCACAGCAAUUUUUGUUUUAUUUAUUUUUGUUGCUUGGAAUGUUUGAAAAUUAGUGGCUCAAAUUCAGAUCCCUUGGAAAUUAUGCUAUGGCGAGAGCACCUGGAGUUAAGGAAAAACUGAACAUAAUUGUUGGCGGCGGCAUUUGUGAUGUCUAUCGCGAUGGCUUCAAUUUCGGAUCCUUUUCCUUCUGGAGUGGCCUUAUCGCAUUGGCUGCCUUUUGCUGUUUUCUGGCCUAUUUCCAUAUGAACAGAGAUCGAAUAAAUCAAAUGGGAUGAACGCCAUAGAUUGGAAAUAAAACUUGUACGGAUAGGGAGAUCAAUAAAAUGAUAUUUGAGCCGGUA